CAGAACUUCCAAACGCUCUCUGUUUUUCUUCUUGUUACCAAUCACUUACAUGGUAUCUAAGAGCCGGUGAGAGCAAAAUGGAGUUCUCCGAAUCACAUACUCCACCUGAUUCACCAACCCACUCAAAUCCCCUUACAAACCCUCCCUCCCGAUAUCUCAAUCUUGCAGAUCCUACAAACCCUUACCGUUUAGAUCACGGUGAUAGUCCUUCAAUCACCCUUGUCGCCGAUCUACUAACUACCGAAAAUUACACAACCUGGUCCCAUGCGAUGAAACGUGCCUUACGAGCUAAGAAUAAGCUAGGUUUCAUCGACGACACUUUAACCAAACCCAGUUUUCCCGCUGAUCCUUUAAUCGACCUCUGGAAUCGGUGCAACGACAUGGUCGUGUCAUGGAUUCAAAACUCCAUCACUACCUCUCUCAAAUCCAGUGUUGCCUUUGUCGACGAUGCCUACAAAAUUUGGAUGGAUCUUCAUGAGCGGCUGUCUCACCAAAAUGGGCCCCGAAUCUUCCAAUUGAAGAAAGCUUUGGCUUCUCUUUCCCAAGAACAUGACUCGGUGUGAUAAAAUGGCGAUGCCUAUUGAUAUCACUCUCCGGCCGUUCAAAAUCUCUGAUGUGGAUGAUUUUAUGGGUUGGGCUGGUGACGAUAAUGUGACGCUCUAUUGUAGAUGGGAUACCUACACCUCUAGGGAUGAUGCUUUGGACUUCUUAGAGGAGGUCAUUAGUUCUCACCCUUGGUAUAGAGCCAUUUGCACUAAUGAUGACCAUCCGAUUGGGUCCAUCUAUGUGAUGCCUGGGGUUGGAAAAGAUCAACGGAGGGGAGAGAUUGGAUAUGCUAUAAGUGCAAAGUACUGGGGAAAAGGCAUUUCAACAAGGGCUGUGAAGCUGGCCAUUUCAUGUGUGUUCAAAGAAAUGAAGUUUCUGGAGAGGGUGGAAGGAUUGGUCUAUGCAGAAAAUAAAGCAUCACAGAGGGUUUUGGAGAAGGCUGGAUUUAUCAAAGAGGGUCUUCUGAAAAAAUAUUUCUUUGUCAAGGGGAAGAGUAGGGAUAUUGUUGUGUAUAGUAGCUUUGUUGACGAGUAUAGAUAGUGUUGCUUGGUAAUUGUGUCAAGGAAUGUGUAGUGAUAUCAUUUGGUGCUAAAACUGUAACCAACUAUUAUUCUAUCAGUGAAGUUUAACGUAAUUUAGCCUCCAAAUAUUUUGUUACUUUAUUUGAAGUACCUAGCCAUCUUUGCAUCUUUUUUAAUGACUUGAUGAUGU
This is a messenger RNA of Juglans regia (Persian walnut), 1257 nucleotides long. RefSeq lists its product as uncharacterized. The record is from RefSeq and is a predicted model, not a curated record. The transcript has 2 exons. Gene Ontology annotation, molecular function: acyltransferase activity, transferring groups other than amino-acyl groups. Bases 550 to 1086 code for a protein of 178 amino acids. Lineage: Eukaryota; Viridiplantae; Streptophyta; Magnoliopsida; Fagales; Juglandaceae.